GGAGACAGAAGCCCGUUUCCUGUUAUAAGCUUUAAAAACCAACAUAAGGAGGACGUUGAGGUGUAACAGCUAAUGUGUGCAAGGUGUGUCCGGCUCACUGCUCAAGAACACCAGUUAACAUGCAGACCUCGACACUGUGAGUUUGUAAAAUGAACAUUAAUACAUACAUCGCCUAAAGUAUUACAUCCAAUUGUGAUUGUUGAAUAGUGUUCCUCUGAGAAGGCUUUCGACAAUAUUUUUGGCUCUUCAGCCACAAAAGCAUGAGUGAGGUCUUUGCCUUUGUGCAGGCCAGUCAUCCACACCAAACUAAACCAUCUUUAUGGACCUGGUUGUGUGCACAGGAGCAUUGUCAUGUUGAAACCAAGACAGAGCCUUCCCUAAACUGUAAGCUGUUAUAAUAACAUUUCCACUAGCAUGGUGCGUUGAUCUGUUAUUUCAUUAUUGUUAUAUAUUGCGCGUAAACUGUUUUACUUUUCAUGAAUUUGCAGCAUGUUAAGUCCAAAAGUUUUAUAAUGGCAGUAACAUGUUUCAAUUUCUUAUAUAAUGUUAAAUGUCAGUUUAGUGCUCCAAAAUAUGCAACAUAACAUGGUUUGAAAACCAAACGACGAACGCGCCGGCGCGUUUACUCGGUGUUUCUGUUAAUAUCUCCACGACAAUACAGCAUGUCAGAUGUUGUCGGAAUCUGUAGACUCUCCACUUCCGUGUCCGUAUGCUCGCGAGAUUGUACGUGACUCACACAGCGAGCUCGGAUAGGACCAAUACAGAGGCAGAUCGCGACCCGUCGAGCUCCGCCCCUCACCGUACUUUGUGGAUUCGUGUGUCCGUCUACAUUUUGUGUGAAACACGCUUCAUUCAGUCGACGUCCGAGAGGUCAGAGAGAAGAGAGAAAAUGGCGAAGAUAAAGUUUACAGUUAGCGAAGUGCUUUGGGAAAGCAGCAGUGAGGAUGGCGGAGGAUCUUCAGAGCCUGAGGGAUUUGAUUCCUACGAUGAAGAGGAAUACCAAAAUAACAGGGAUCCAUUUGAAGAUGGAGAGGAUUCACAGCUGCUAGGGUCCAGUGAACAACAUGCAGCAUCUCUGCAGCAGCCACCACGUCCUUCUCUGCCUGCCACCAGGUCACCACAGCCAUCACUACCAGCCCCACCACCACAGCCACCAGCCCGGCCAGCAAAGAGGUCCCGUCCCACCCGAGCACAAGGUACCUCCACCGCAGCCACCAGCACCGGCGCCCCCACCCCCGCUGUCUUGGAAGACGGACAAAGACCCGGACACUGCUCCCCCUGUCUCCAGGUUUCAACCUGCUCGGACACCAGGGCCACAGCUCAGCUCCACCUCCACAUAUACACCCCUCGACCUCUUCAAACUUUUCUUCCCUGUACAAACAGUACAAACACUGUGUCAAAACACAAACAAGCAGGCUGCUAAACAAAUAUCACACGGAAAGAAGUACAAAUGGACAGACUUGGACGUAGGGUACUUUUACAAGUACAUUGGGUUGCUUCUGUACAUGGCCCUGGUAAAUCUAGAUAGUAUUGUGGAUUACUGGAGGCAGAAUCACUUUUUUUUUCCUUGCCUCUUCCAUCACAGAUCAUGCCACGGGAGAGAUACAGAACAAUAUCUUGGAACCUUCAUCUUAGCGACCCUGACGAGGAUGUCCAUAAUGACAGGAAAAAGGGCACAGCCGACCACGACAAACUCUUCCGACUGAAACCCCUGAUGGACAACAUCAAGAAUGCCUGUAAGGCAUUUUAUCAUCCCCACAUACACCUGGCUGCGGAUGAAAGAAUGGUCGCCUCCCAGGCUAAAACUGGGAUAACCCAGUACAUGAAGGACAAACCCACAAAGUGGGGAUUCAAGCUGUUUGUCUUGGCUGACUCGAGGAAUGGCUACACAGUGGACUUUUCAAUUUACACCGGCAAAAGCAACAUCCCCUCCGGACAUGGCCUGGCCUAUGAUGUUGUGAUGUCCCUCGUGAAAGCAGGUUACCUCGGCACAGGCUACCACAUUUAUACGGACAAUUUUUAUUCUAGCCCCAAGCUCUUCAGGGCUCUCCAUGCGUACAGAUUUGCUGCCUGUGGGACUUACAGGGAGUACUGCAAGGAGUGCCCUCGGACAGAUGUGAACGCCCUCACAAAGAGGUCAGAGAGAGGCUCCAUGAGAUGGAUCCGGGAUGGCCCCAUCGUCUACGUGAAAUGGAUGGACACGAGGCGAAGUAUCGGUCUGCUCCACAAUUCACACGGCAUACUCUGGCAAAACUGUGCUGAGGAGGGUGAAACACCAGGAUGGCUCCUGGUCAAGGGUACCAGUCCCCUGUCCCACACCAGUUGCAGAGUACAAUCAACACAUGGGUGGAGUUGAUCGAUCAGACCAGCAAUAUUACGCCGCACAACACAAAACCAUGCGCUGGUACAGAACCCUUUUUUAUCAUUUUCUGGACGUCGCCACCACCAACAGCUACAUUAUUCACAAGGAACUGUGUCUGGCCCAGCAAACAAAACCCAUGACGCACAGAGCUUUCAUGGAGGAGCUGACUGCUGCGCUCUGUGGCAAGCCUCUCCGCACAGCUCCUGCCCGGGCACCUGCGGGUCAUAUUCCUGUGCCUAUCGCUGAUGUCCAAUGUGCAGCAGGCCCCAGAAUGAAAUCCACCACGGGCCGCAGGAGGUGUGAACAUUGCCAAAUCCAAGGCCAGCGAAAGGACACACCGUGGAAAUGCAAGGAGUGUGAUGUUGCCCUCUGCGUGCAGGUGGACAGAAACUGUUUUGCAGCAUGGCAUGAGAGUUGAAAAACUGAAACAAUAUUGUAAAUAGUCUGUUUUGUUUUUAUACAUAAAUAUUUGGUUUGAAAACAAAAACUGUUGUAAUGUUCAUUUUUCAUUUGCACACAGCCCAUGAAGCUUGAUCUGUAGUAUGAUGUCAUUACUCAGUCCCUCGAACAUGUGGUGACAGUAGAGUGACAGAAACACUUCUACUCAAAAAACGAUAUUACAAAAUUUGGUUUUAGACUUUUAUUAUACACUUAUCUGUUAUUUUAUUCAUAUAUUCCACUACUUGUGUGAACCUAAGACUUUGGCAAACCAAUUGCAAGCACCAAAACAAUUUAUCCACACGAGUAAAGGUAUGUUCUCAAAAGAGAUUUGAAGAAUUUCAAAAAUCGGACUUCAGCUUUAGGGACACAUUAUCUCUUUACACGGUGCCUUAGGGCAAUUGGUGCCUCAUUAUACAGAGAGCUGAGAUUGUUCUGCACAUUUUGAUAUACAACACAUGGGUAUGUAUCAUAUAUGCAAAUGCCUUUAAAAGGUGAAUUUAAGAAAAUAUGUAAAAAUCGAGAAAAUGUCCAGAGACUCCAAAGAUGGAUUUUAUGCUGUCUCACUUACAAAUGUUGAAGAUUAAUUUUGCACUUGCCAAUGAUAUUAGUAAUGAUACAAUCUCUCUUUUGUGUGUGUGUGUGUGUGUGUGUGUGUGUGUGUGUGUAGGAGAACACUGGCUGGGUCUGAAGAAGGCAUUUCAUAUAGUAAACCAGAAAGAUACUCGGUUCCAACUUCACAUCGCUCUGGUGUCC
Messenger RNA from Anarrhichthys ocellatus (wolf-eel), 3556 nucleotides. Its product is annotated as piggyBac transposable element-derived protein 4-like. NCBI's taxonomy places the organism in Eukaryota, Metazoa, Chordata, Actinopteri, Perciformes, Anarhichadidae. The coding region runs from base 1589 to 2356 and encodes 255 amino acids. The record is from RefSeq and is a predicted model, not a curated record. The transcript is spliced from 2 exons.